AUGGAUCAAAGAUGCGAAGAAAUAAAUAGCCAAAAAGAAGAAUGUGAAAAAAGUGAUGAUAUAAAAAUUGUGAAACAUGAUCAAGCUAAUUGGGAAUUAGAUGAUAUAACAAGUAAAAUAAAAAAAAGUGAAUCCAUAAUUUAUGAAAAUAAUGAUUCAAAUAAAAUGGCAAAAUCAUAUUUAGAUAAAUAUCUUAUAGAUAUAAAUAAUUAUAAAAAUAAUCCCAAUUGUAAAAUAUAUCCAAAAUUGCAUUUAGAUAAUACAAAAGAAAUAAAAAAUUUUAUUAUUAAAGAAAAAAUAUGUGUUAAUACAUAUUAUCAAUACAUAGAUGUAUAUAACAAUUUGGGUUCUAAUGAUGAUGAAAAAAUAUUUGCAAACGAUAAGAACACAUUAAAUGAUAUCGAAAAUAAUAAUUUUAACUAUAAUACAAUUGAUAUGAAAUAUAUAAUACCAAAUAUUGUAAAAAAUGAAAUACCUGUUGCAAUAAAAAAGACAAUAUAUCCAGAAAUUGAAACAACAGAUGAAGAAAUCGAAAUAGAAGUUGAAAAAUAUGUACCAUAUAUAAUCCCUGUUAAUGUUUAUAUACCUAGAUAUUAUGCUAUAUCUGCUAUAGAAGCUGAAGAAAAUGAAAUAAAGAUAAAAGAUAUUCAAUUAACAGAAAAAGAAGAAGAAGAAAUUAUAAAAGAAUUAAAUCCACAUUUAAAAGAAAUAAAAAAUUUCAAUGAAGAACAAACUAAAAAAAUGAAAGAAAUUAUAAAUUUAUCAAAAUUAAAAGCUAAUAAAUUAAAAAUAAAAAAUCCUGAACAUGAACUUAUUGUUUAUUAUGAUAAUAAUACUAGUAAAUCUUUCGAUUUUGAAAUGUUUGAAAAAUUUAGAGAAAUGUCUCUAAAAGAUUUAUAA
Molecule: messenger RNA, 900 nt
Organism: Plasmodium yoelii
Lineage: Eukaryota; Apicomplexa; Aconoidasida; Haemosporida; Plasmodiidae
Product: PhIL1 interacting protein PIP2, putative
Exons: 1
Coding region: 1-900 (299 amino acids)
Source: RefSeq, a predicted model, not a curated record